This is a messenger RNA of Porites evermanni, 7224 nucleotides long. Lineage: Eukaryota; Metazoa; Cnidaria; Anthozoa; Scleractinia; Poritidae. The record is from the annotation of a GenBank genome assembly.
AUGAUGGUCUCUGAUGAAGAGAAACGAUGGAUUGUUGUGGGAAUUGCCAUGAACAAAGUUGCUGCUCCUGUUUUGCGGGAUGCUGUCAAACAAGGGAUGGACACCAACUAUGCAAAUCUGGACAGACACUGUCACCUUCUCCACCCGCCUUGUACUCUGAAAACAUUAACUCAUGGUGUGGUCCGAGCAGAUCCUAUCUUGAAGAACCUGAAAUUUCAAAAUAUAAACAACAAUCAUCUUGUUCGUGGUGUAUACUUAUACAACUUUAACAUCAAUAGCUCUUUAGAUUUGGCCAAGUUAUAUCUGCCAGGUUAUCUGGCUCAGUUUUCAGGCUUUGAUGACUCACUGGACAUGACUGCCUUCCUUCGUCUGUUGGGAUUUAGGAACUACAUGCCUGCUGUUGUGUUCUCUCCACACACCCAGACUUCAGCUGAUGAUGUCAGGGAAAAUGUCAGAAACAAAUGGGGCCAUGUUGAUGUAACUGUGUGGACAGAUGCUCUGUUCAAUGAUUGCUUUGACAAGCUGAAGACAUUGGUGAGGAGUCUGGGACUGACAGCUGUUGUGGAGAAGAACACAUUAAAUCAGCUUGCUGACUGGCAAACAAAAGGUACCAUUAAACAUGUACCUACAGUAAAUUAUAGUCAGAAAUUAUUUCUCAGUUUCUAACUUUAGUAGCCACUAUUCUGUUUUAGCACGGUAUCUCAAAUGAGGGAAUAAAGUUUGAACCACCCCCAGUCUGGUCUCUUCAUUCAGUUUUCUUGCAGUUAGCAUAGCUUUUCCUCUUUUCAACUCUGACCCCUGACCUCUCACUGUUCGUCAAAUAACUCCUUACAUAUAUAAUAAAAAGUACCGAUGUUAAUUUGCAGCUGGCCCCUGCCACAUUAUCAAGUCAAUUAGUGCUUGGGGUUCACCCUCGGUAGUUCAUACAUGCACAUGUGUGCUGAUGUCUCUGUUUGAUUGAUACAACGAUAAGAGGACAAAUUCAUUGGCAACUGCUUAGCUUGGCCUCUGAUGGCAGUGAAAGAUCUGUAAGGCAGUACAUACAAGUCUACUGACACUAUAUAACAGUUUUGUUUCUCUGUAAAAUCUGCAUUAAUCUUCUGUAAACGUCACAACGUUCUGAGUUUGAAAAGUCCACUGAACUGAAAUGUUAUGUGGUUAAAUUUAUUAUAGGAUGCCAUCUGGUUAUGGGACAUGCUGUGGAUAAAGAACUUCAACAGGAAGUAAGGGUCCUAAUCAAGAACAUCCAAUCACGAAUGAGACUAAAGAACAAGAAAAUUUGUGAAAUUGAAGAGGAUGUUGCUAUCCUUAAAGAUGAAAGUUCAUGCAAGAGAGCAAGGCUAGAUGCACAUGAUGAACAUCUUUAUUCCGUACAAGAGAAGGUACAGGAAGUAUUAGAGAGCAUUGGAGAGAUGGAAAAGGUUCUAGAAAGACUGGUGUCUUUUGAAGCAGAGUUAUCCAAAAGACUUCUUGCGGUAGAAGAAGGCCUUGCUAAGACAGAUGGCAGAGUAGAAAUAAUGGAGCAAAGUCAAACAAAGGUAGUUGUUGAAGUAGACCUGCUAAAGCAAAGACACACUGAGACACUUAGAAAAGUAGAUCAACUGGAACAGUCUCAAACAAGUGAAGUAGAACGCCUGAAGCAAAGUAAUAUUAAAACAGUUGGUGAUGUUGAAAUGUUAAAGCAAAAUCAUUCUGAAGCAGUUGCUAAAGUAGAUCAACUGCAGCAAAGAUGUGCCAAGACUGAUGGCAAAGUGGAGCAAAUGGAACUGGAUGUGAAAAAUUGGAUGACACAGACUGACAAACCAGGUGUGUGCAGUGUUAGCUAUUUCUUUUCGUUUCUUUAAAAAAACCUGUUGCUUAUAUUUUUUGUCAGUUGAAGUAAGUGCUUACUUAAUAAUUAAUUGCAUCAAAACUAACUGAUCUUCGAAAUUUCCGCGCGUUUUGAUUGGCUCCCGUAACUCAGAAUAUCCUUGGAUAUUCACUGUUUUGGGACGCGAUUCAAAAUGGCUUCUUUUUUUGCGACAGAUUAGGAAGAUGAAAAACUAUAGGGAGUGGUUAUGGAUUUUUAGAUAGUGAGUACGGAUUAUGAAAUAUCCACAGAUCGAAAAGUUGGAGUUACUUAAAAUCAGUGAACACUUUAUUAAUUAUUCCAAGGGAUAUGGCUCUAUGGCUCAGACAAUUUUAAGCAUGCCCAUCCCCUUCGGGAAUUUGUUAAGUGCUGUGUUCCCACACUGUGGGGUAUCUGUCUUCAAAGUUGUACACGGGAUUGGGAAUUUGUCAUAUAUGAGUUUAUUCUUUUCUUUGACUUUUAUUUAAAAAAUCCACGACAUUUAAAAAAUGCAUAAGUAGAAGCUUAAAGAUAGACGUGGUAUCUCAAGACAUUCUGUUUAAUCAAAAUGUUAUUGCCUUCUACCGAACGUCAACCAGAUGAAAGUGGCGGAUUUUGAAGAGAAGAGCACCCCAUUGUGAAAAAAAUAGCCUGAGUUCUGAGGCGUUUCUGGGGGAAGUGGAAAUAGAGAAGCGAAAGAGAGAGAGCGAAUCUCAUCUUCUCCACCCCCUUAGGAAGACCUGAUACUCAGGCUAUGAAAAAGAAUGUGUUAAGAAGCGUUACAAAAAAAAGAAUUAAAAUUAGCUUUGUAAGCAAACAUUAAUUAUUGCUGCCUUAAAAUUUAUGUAAAGUUUUAUACAGCAAAGUACAUUUACUGUUCGUGGUAAAAUUUCCACCGUCAUGACGUUCUUUUCGAAUUAGUUGAUUUUUAUCAAGCAAUGUGUUGUUAUUUUUCACUUUUGUAAGUAAAGUUAAUACUGUUUCGACAACUUACUCAGUGCAUGCGAUUUUUAGCUUCUUAUGAAGGACACAUACCUUUUGCCUCGUCCCCAGGGUGUGGCAUUUGCACUCCUUUGCCACUCUCUGCAGUUUUUGUAUGAAUCUGUUGGCCUCACUGUUGGACAAUUGCAGCUUUCCUAAGAAAAAAAAAUGACAAAUGCUCGGGGUGGAAGUGGAAGUGCCUGAGCCAUUAUUGUUCUAGUUUUGCGCUAAGAAUUGACUUUGCCACGUGGUGGCCAAUCUUGAGACCCAAGAAUAACCCGGUCAAAUAGUUCUUUUGAUUUCCUACUCUCACCCUUACAAAUCUGAAAAGUAUAUGAUUAUUUUGUACUUUGUUCUGAGCUUCAGGUUGAUUAUUAAGUUUAAGUGAAGCCCUUGGUUUUAACUCAAUCUGUUUAUUAUACUAAUUCAGGCACUAAUGGAAGUGUUUGUUUAAUAGAGGAGUUAUGAAUCCUUUUGAACCACUUUAAGGAGGGGUUAUAGACCUAUGUUCUCAGGGGUUAAGAAUCAUCCUUUCCCUCUCCGCCUCUAUAACGAAAACUGUCUUAAAGUUUAGAAAAUCAAGAGAGGAUUCUCAUAUUCUUGACAAAUUUCUAAAAUGAGAAUUUAACAGCCUUGACUUUGAAGCACUUUGCUUAGCUUUCGCAAAUUUCUUUCGUUUGACGGCGAUGAACCUGUGCACAGUCAAGGGGUGAUUAAAGUCUAAUAGAAGGGUGGAGACAUUUUGUUUUAAUAAAAGUGUAAAAUCCGAAACGCAGUAGAGUCCUUACGACUUGUUUAAACAGGAGUGCGGUUAGGGGAACGGCUUCAAAUUCUAGAUAUGUUCAUUUCAUAAUUAAUGGCGUUUUAUCAUUCAGAGAAGGUGUGAAGUGAAAACUUAAUCGUUUCUGUCAAAUUUAGAGACAGGUUCGGGUUUUUUUAUGUGAAUAAUUAUAUUGUCAGUUUUCUAAUUCGUUUUAACGUGUUUUAUGGCAGCUAAGCUUUUUGGUUUAGUCUAUACCACGUGUUGUUGGACGUGCUACUGACUACUGACUAAAUUUCUCUUUCUCCCAGAAGCCUCAUGUAUGAAAUCGUUCGACCUGAACUCCUGUCGAAACAAACUAGAUGAUCAUUACCAAAAAACAGCAACUGUGCCCACUUCUGUUUGGAGUAAAAAAUCCGUUGUUGACAUUCACCAGAUCUACACAAGACUGUCCUGGGUGAAAGAGGAACAGACGCCAACUGGAACAACACAGUCUGAACUGAAGCAUUACACUGAACUUUUUACAGCAAACAAGAACGGCGUCAUUCCAAAGAGAAUUCUCGUGCAAGGGCAGACGGGAAUUGGAAAAAGCACCUUUGUUAAGAAACUGCUUGUUGAUUGGGUUGGAGUUAGCAAGGGGACUGGUGAUGAGCAAGCAGCUGUUUUGAAGAAUUUUGAGCUUGUGGUUGCUGUGAAUCUCAAAGAAGUGUCCAAAUGUCAAAGCCUUAGAGAUGUCAUAACACUGUCCAAUGUGUUUGCAAAGGAAGACAAAUAUAUGACAGAAGGCCUCGUUGAUUACAUCACUAACAACCAAGAGAAAGUUCUUCUGAUCUUUGACGGCUAUGACGAGUACCGCUGUGGACGCGACUCAGAAAUUUACGAGAUUUUCAGUGGAAACAACCUGAGAAGCUGCUGUGUCUUGAUAACAACUCGUAUUUCCAAAGCUGACGAGCUACGAGGUGGUGAAGACCUUCAUGCUGAAAUCAUUGGUUUUAGUGAAGAAGAUAGAGAGUGCUUUAUGAGUAGAUUCCUCAACAGCGAAGAAGUGUCGAACUUAGAGGAUCACUUGUAUGAGAGACAAUUAGAGGAACUGGCGAAAGUCCCCUUACUUCUCCUGUUUUUCUGUAUUCUGUGGAGAAAAGGGCAGUCAAAAAGCUUUCCUAAAUCGAAGACUACAUUGUACAUGGACAUCAUCCAGUUCAUUUUAAAUCACAGCCAUAGCAAGCAAACAGGUGAUAAAACAAAAAAAGCACCUCAGUAUGUGGAGCUAAAAUCUUUCAAAGACAUCCUCUCUGAAAUAGGUAAAGUUGCCAUACUAGGUCUCCUGAAGGAUGAUCAUUUGUUUGAAUAUAGUCAGUUAUCCGAUUCUGUCCGCUGUGAUGAAAGCGUCUUCAUUGGUUUGCUUCAAAUCACAGAAUAUUCAGAAACCUCACAACCUGUUGGAAUGGUUUCCUUUAUUCACAAGAGCAUACAGGAGUUUCUGGCCGCAUGGUACAUCACCUACAGAUGUAUACCUGAAGGCGGAAAUCUUGGUGAAAUUGGAUUGAAGUUAGAGGAGUGCUUGGCUUUGGAGAAUGUUUUGCAGUUUGUCUGUGAUCUGAGCGAAGAUGGAGCAUUUGCGACUUUCAAGCAUUUGAAGUCUGUUAGAAUCUCAGAUCCUUCGCUGGAUUUAUCUAAGACAGUCCCGGACGUAGAAAGCGAAACAGACGCGCCAUUAAGUGACGUCACUGAGCGUCAGUGGCAGUUCAGCGAUUUGGUUUUGGAUUUAUUUGAGAGGGUCGAACCAAAAGCUGAUCUUUCAAGACCUUGUUUGGAUUGCCUUGGAAGUGUCCUCCUUCUUCGCUCAAAAAGAUCCUUUCCUGAAGACCUUCUGUUAAGGACAAAGGAAGCUAACCCCCUGUCUUUGGUUUUUGGGAAAACAAGUGGUUUUUUUAUAAAUCCCACAGACUCAGUCUUGACACUGAAUAACAAGGUGGUUAAAAUGCUGGUAACUGACGGUUCUGAAAAUCUCAAUGUAGCAGAAUUUUUAGAAAAAUUUCUAAGUAUUAGAAAUUGUAAAGAGUGUGGUUUUUUCUCAGUACUUUGUUUUCGUGAUGGCCAGGUCUACCUUUACAUUACACACUUACGGCUCUCGUGCAAAGACCACGUCAGGCUAUUCUCUAGCCAUGUUCUUUUUUCUCAUGCAGUGCAUUCGUAUUCAGGACAGUUAUUUCUAAAAUUUCUGAAAACCCUCAAGUGUCCUACUUUUCGAUAUUCAAUGAAAGGUCUUGGUGAAGUCAUCAAACACUGUAAUCAUUUGGAACGCGUUGAAAUUUCAAGCCAAGAUAAUUCUCUACAUUAUCUCUUGGAGCAAGUGCCAAAUCCUCACAAAUGCUCCUUGUCUAUCAGGUUUUCUGAGUUAAGUUCAAUCGCAGCAGUGCGGAAGCUUGCGUCUUUAUUACCAAGGUUUGAAACCGUCACUCAUCUCGACCUCAACUUGGCUAAAUGCUCAGCUAAAGCUGCAACACGUUUGAUUACUGCUAUUAAACACAAAACUCUUGAGGAACUGGAGCUUAGUGGGUUGCGUCUAAAGCGAGCAGAAGCCGGUAAUUCACUGUCUGAAUUAUCAACCUUACGAAUAUUGAAGAUAAGUUGUUUGCCUGACUUCUCUGAUGAGGCAUUAACAAGAUUGCUUGCCACUAUCAAACACAAGACUCUAGAGAAACUGGAACUGCGUGAAAUCCACCUGACGGCAGCAGUGGCCGAGACGCUCGGUCAGUCGCUGCCUGAAUUAUCAGCCUUAAAAAGGUUUGAGAUAAGUUGCUUACCUGACUGCUCCGAUGAAACAUUAACAAGAUUGCUUGCCGCUAUCAAGCAAAUAACUCGACUCGAGAUACUGGCACUGAGAGAGAUCAAUUUAACUUCAGCAGUGGUCGAAGCGCUCUGUCAGUCGCUGCCUGAAUUAUCAGCUUUAGAAAGACUGCAGAUAAUGGGCUGGUGUGCGGGUUGUAGUUUGCAGUUAGAGAUAGAGACAGAGAUCAUUAGUUGGCAAUCAAUACCAACAAUUCAAAUAAGUGGCUGGAAUGAAUACUCUGAUGAAGCAGUAACAAGAUUGAUUGACGUCAUUAAGCACAAGACUCCUGAUGAACUGAAACUGAGUGAAAUCAACCUGAAGUUAUCAGUCGCUGAGUCGCUGAGUCAGUUGCUGCCUGAAUUAUCAGCCUUAACAAGGUUUGAGAUAAGUUGCUUACUUGACUGCUCCGAUGAAACAUUAACAAGAUUGCUUGCCGCUAUCAAGCAAAUAACUCGACUCGAGGAACUGGUACUGAGAGAUAUCAAUCUAACUUCAGUAGUGGUCGAAGCGCUCUGUCAGUCGCUGCCUGAAUUAUCAGCUUUAAGAACACUGCAGAUAUCAGGCUGGUGUGCGGGUUGUAGUUUGCAGUUAGAGAUGGAUUUUAAGAUCUUUGGUUGGUCAUCACCAACACUAAAAAUAAGUGGCUGGAAUGAAUGCUCUGAUGAAGCAGUAACAAGAUUGAUUGACGCCCUUAAGCACAAGACUUAUGUUGAACUGGAACUCUUUAAAAUCAACCUGAAGUUAUCAGUCGCUAAGUCGCUGAGUCAGUUGCUGCCUGAAUUAUCAGCCUUACAAACACUGAGGAUAAGUGUCCUGGAUGAA